CCGAGAAUGUCAACCCAUGCAGCGGGGAACCAGACCUCCGGGGCCACAGAGGACUACUCCUAUGGCAACUGGUACAUCGAUGAGACCCCAGAAGGCCAAGAGGUCCAGCUGGAUGAGUCUGUACCCUUGUGCCAGCUCAGCGUACCACCCAGCCUCUUCCACACCUGCCUGGCCUUGCUGUCUGUCCUUGUGCUACUGCUACUGGCUGGACUGGUGCGGCGUCGCCAGCUGUGGCCCCACUGUGGGCAUGGCAGACCUGGGCUGCCGAGCCCUGUGAAUUUCUUCGCUGAAGACAAGCCCUGGAUGGUGCCCGCUGCUGUCUUCAUGGUCCUCUUCAGCUCCAUAUGUUUGCUGAUCUCUGAUGAGGACCCACUGCCCUUCCUAACCCUCAUCAGAGCACCCAGACAAGGUGGGGAAAUUGAGACUCCCAGAGGACCCUGGAAGCUACUGGCUCUGUUCUAUUACCCUGUCCUCUACUACCCUCUGGCUGCUUGUACCACAGCCAGGCACAGUGUUGCGUACCUCCUCGGCAGCACAGUCUCCUGGGCCCACUUUGGAGUCCAGAUCUGGCAGAAGGUGGAGUGUCCUCAGGCACCCAAGAUCUACAAGUACUACUCCCUGCUGGCCUCCCUCCCUCUCCUUCUGGGCCUCGGAUUCCUGAGCCUCUGGUAUCCAGUGCAGCUGGUGAAAAGCUUCAGCCAUAGAGCAGGACCAGGCUGUGAGAUACCACAGAACAGCUACUCUGAGGAGUAUCUGAGGUAUCUCCUUUGCCAGAAAAAACUGGAAAGCAGCUCCCACAACUUCAAGCGUAGCUUCCUGUCUCGGGCUUGGAGCAGCUUCAGACACCGUAUCUACAUCCCUCAGCAAGGAUUCCAACUCCCCCUGAAGCUGGUGCUUUCAGCAACCUUGUCAGGGACGGCCAUUUACCAGGUGGCCCUCCUGCUGCUGGUGGGCGUAGUCCCCACUCUCCAGAAGGUGAGGGCAGGCAUUACCACAGACGUGUCCUACCUGCUGGCUGGCUUUGGGAUCGUGCUUUCAGGCGACAGGCAGGAGGUGGUGGAGCUGGUGAAGCAUCAUCUGUGGGCACUGGAAGUUUGCUACAUCUCAGCCCUGGUCCUGUCUUGCUCACUCACCUUCCUUGUCCAGAUUCGCUCCAUGGUGACACACAGGUCCAACCUGCAAGCUUUGUACCGAGGAGCAGCCCUGGCCCAGGACUCGCGGCCCCAGAGCCUUCAUCCUUCUCACCAGGCCUUAUUCAGUUGGAUGAGCUUCAGUGCCUACCAGACUGCCUUUACUUGCCUCGGGCUCCUGGUACAGCAAGUCAUCUUCUUCUUGGUGACGGUGACCCUUGCCUUCCUGGUGUUCAUGCCUGUCUUCCAUGGCAGGAAUCUCCUUCUCCUCCGAGCUCUGGAGUCCUCAUGGCCCUUCUGGCUGACCAUGGCCCUGGCUGUGACUCUGCAGACCAUGGCGGCCCAGUGGACCUUUCUGGAGACUUCCCAUGGACGCUCAGAGCUGACCAACAGGCGAGCUCUCUUUGCGGUCACCUUCCUUCUCUUCCCCAUCAACAUGCUGGUGGGCAUCAUUGCGGCUGUCUACCGAGUGCUCCUCUCUGCCUUCUACAACACCAUCCACCUCGGCCAGAUGGACUUUAGCCUGCUGCCGCCUAGAGCUGCCACUUUUGACCCUGGCUACCACACAUACCGCAACUUCUUGAAGAUUGAGGUCAGCCAGUCGCAUCCAGCCAUGAUGGCCUUCUGCACCCUGCUCCUCCGAAGGUGGAGCCCCCAACCUCAGGGCCCCACAGGCCCCCAGGAUGGCCUCAGACCAGGGGAGGAAGAAGAAGGUAUACCCUAUAACUUGGCGGCCAAGGGAGCAGGGCCUAGGGCCAGCCGCUGCAGGGCCCGCUGGGGUCUGGCCUACACGCUGCUCCACAAUCCAGGCCUGCAAGCCUUCCGGAAGUCAGCCCUCUCAGGAGCCUGGACCAAUGGCACCCAGUUCUGA
This is a messenger RNA of Chrysochloris asiatica (Cape golden mole), 2001 nucleotides long. It is a transcript of the gene STRA6, whose product is annotated as stimulated by retinoic acid 6. Gene Ontology annotation, biological process: vitamin A import into cell. NCBI's taxonomy places the organism in Eukaryota, Metazoa, Chordata, Mammalia, Afrosoricida, Chrysochloridae. The record is from RefSeq and is a predicted model, not a curated record. The coding region runs from base 7 to 2001 and encodes 664 amino acids. Gene Ontology annotation, molecular function: signaling receptor activity; retinol transmembrane transporter activity. The transcript is spliced from 18 exons. Gene Ontology annotation, cellular component: plasma membrane.